AUGUUUGGUUCGAAAACUCGUUUUGCGACGUUCACAAUAACCAGUAACUCAAAGAACUAUGAUAUACAUAGGAUUUUAAGAAAAAAUGAAAUAGCAAUUGUCGACGAUGACACUUUUAACGCAAUCGAGUUAAGGUGUGCAGAAAAAGAGGAAUACGGACUUAUUUUCCCCGGGACUUUGUGGUGUGGGAAAGGUUCAAAAGCCGAAAGUUACCACGAAUUGGGUGUACAUAAAAAGGAAGAUGAGUGUUGUAGAGAACACGAUCAUUGCGCAAAUACUCUUCAACCCGGCGAAUGCAUAGAAAACGUCUGCAAUAACUCACCUUAUACGAGAUCUCAUUGCGAUUGCGACCUAAAAUUUCAAACAUGUUUGAGUAAUCUUCACACGAUUACUGCAAAUGCGAUAGGGGCGAUUUUCUUUAACAUCGCUAAAAUGCAAUGUUUCAAGGAAGAUGUUUGUAUUGAAAGGUAA
Molecule: messenger RNA, 471 nt
Organism: Onthophagus taurus
Lineage: Eukaryota; Metazoa; Arthropoda; Insecta; Coleoptera; Scarabaeidae
Source: RefSeq, a predicted model, not a curated record